This is a messenger RNA of Aspergillus mulundensis, 1179 nucleotides long. RefSeq lists its product as uncharacterized. Lineage: Eukaryota; Fungi; Ascomycota; Eurotiomycetes; Eurotiales; Aspergillaceae. The transcript has a single exon. Gene Ontology annotation, molecular function: protein binding. The record is from RefSeq and is a predicted model, not a curated record. Bases 1 to 1179 code for a protein of 392 amino acids.
AUGUUUCUAACCAGAAUACCCCCAUUCUCUGUCGUCCAUGCUUCACUCCUAGCUCGCACGGUUGCCGUCGCAGUCACUGCUUCCGGAUUCCCUUUGUCCUCGAUCUGCGUCUGGGCCUUUGAAGGUCUCGUUAUCGACGGGUUUACAGCAAUCGAUCAGACCGGCACGUCAUCCACCAAAGUCUGCUACUGGGGACUGUGGGUUGCUUGGACUGCCAUGCAUGCCGUCCAAAAUUACCGAGACGACGGCUACGAAUGCAGACGGCUCGAUGAUAUCUUGUCCCGCGGAGGCUUCCAUUGCUUGGUCAAAGUAAUCCGCAAGGUCGACUACGUGCGCACACCAUCGGCCGAGAAGAACGCAAUGCUCGGGUUCAUCGGCUUAUGGGAGGGUGUCAAUCAAGCUAUACAAGAGGUUAACGCGUUGGAUGGGCACCAUCUUCCUGACGUUGGCGAAGAUGCUCCAUCAGACCUUUCCACCGAUUAUCUUCUGGAUCGAUGCGGCAAGACCCUCGACUGCUACCAGAAGAGCAUCGACUGCUACAAAGGGAUCCUAGAUAGCUACCGCAAGGCCGCUUUCAGCUAUCGCAAAACACUCGAUCUCUAUCGCCAUGUACUUGCAUGCUACAGCAAAAUGCCCGACUGCAGUGGCACGAUCCUCGGUUACUACGAUAACAUUCUUGAUUCUUACGACAAGAUUCUCGAGUGCUACAGGACGCUCAACUGCUGCGAUGAGACCCAGGAAUGCUACAAGAAGAUUAGUGAUUAUCACAACUCUCUCAAGGGUCGCGGCAAAACUCCUGAUCGCCAUGGCGAGCUUCUUGAUUGUUACGAUCAGAUGCUUGACUGCUACAAAAGCAUCUACAAUCGAUGCCACGGCGAUGUGCACAUUCUACUCAAAGAUCUCGUUCACUCUACAGAGAAGACACGGGACGAGUUGUCGAAACUGAGUGUUUGGAGACGAGCUUGGGUUCGGCCGUACCUGAAGGAUAUCGACCGGGGACUGAAACACCUCCUUGUGCUUACUGAAAAGGAACGCCGCAAUACUUCCGAGAAUACAAGUGAGUCGAAAAUGACCUUGGAGCUCGACCUCCCCUACGGAACGAAACUCGAUCUUCCUCGUGGGAUGGUGCUGCCAACUGCUUCACCCGCUAGCUCGCGGUAUGCCAGAUCCGAUUCUUGA